Molecule: messenger RNA, 2858 nt
Organism: Exaiptasia diaphana
Lineage: Eukaryota; Metazoa; Cnidaria; Anthozoa; Actiniaria; Aiptasiidae
Product: kelch-like protein diablo
Exons: 3
Coding region: 43-1803 (586 amino acids)
Molecular function (GO): protein binding
Source: RefSeq, a predicted model, not a curated record
AUAAGGGUUCUGAGACAUAAAAACAACUACAGAGAGCAAAACAUGGRGAACGAAUCGAUGGAAUUAAAUUUGGAAGCGGCUAUGGACAGCUCUUUAGAAGAGCAGAGUCCCGKAACUUCGUCUAUAUAUUCAAUGCCUUCACAUUGCUCAAGAAUUCUACAAACUAUGAACAAACACCGGAAAGAAAGUUUGAAACUCUGCGACGUUAUCCUACGCAUUGGAGACACUCAUAUUCCAUCUCAUAAAGCCGUUCUUGCUUCAUGUAGUUCGUAUUUCUUCGCYAUGUUCAACGGGGAACUCUCAGAAAGUCGACAAAAGAUAGUUACYAUGAAGGACAUUGAGCCAGUAGUGAUGGAAGCUCUUGUAGAAUUUGGUUACACCGGCAACAUUGAAAUUACAGUUGAGAAUGUACAACUGUUGUUGUCGACUGCUUCAUUGGUUCAGUUUCAUGAAGUUCGUGAUUUAUGUUGUCAAUUUUUGGAAAGCCAACUUGACCCUUCUAAUUGCUUAGGAAUCAGAAAAUUUACCGAAGCACACGGUUGUAUGAAAUUUUUAGAAACUGUCGAUAAAUACGUCUUAGAAAAUUUYAAAAGUGUAUUAAAAUCGGAAGAAUAUGCAUUAUUACCGAUUGAACUCUUGGUAAAAGUGAUUUCAAGUGAUGAUCUCAACGUGCUUCACGAAGAAGAAGUUUACGAAGCAGUUAUGACAUGGAUACGACAUGACUUGAACACCAGGGUAAGCAARUUACCAUCUCUUAUUCGGUUCGUCCGUAUGCCUUUGAUAUCCAAGCAUUAUCUCCUGAAUCGAAUAGACUCGGAUAGUUUAGUACGCGCCAACUUGACGUGCCGGGAUAUGCUAGAUGAGGCAAAAAACUACCAUCUCCUACCCGAGCAGAGGGCUAGAUUUCGAUCAGAUCGAAUGAGGCCUAGGAAAGCAAUGGUUGGUACUUUAUUUGCUGUUGGUGGGAAAGAGGCUGGAGAAACCAUAUCAAAUACAAUGGAAAGCUACAAUCUUCAGUCCAACAUAUGGCAGGAGUCAGCAUCUCUCAAUGUACCUCGUCAACAGCUAGGUGUGGCAAGUAUCUGUAAAAGACUGUAUGCUGUGGGUGGCUCUGAUGGUUUUACACGCUUAAGUUCAGUUGAGGUUUUCAACCCAGAAACCAACAAGUGGACAUAUGUCAAGCCUCUGAAUACCAGYAGAUCUGGUGUUGGACUAGGAGUUAUUUGUGACACUCUCUAUGCACUGGGUGGUUAUGAUGGCAGGUCAUGCUUGAAAACAGUUGARAGAUAUGAUCCRCAGGUUGACUCAUGGAGCAUUGUUGCUUCAAUUAAUGUAACAAGAAGUUUUCCAGGUGUUGCAGAAGUAGGAGGUCGUCUUUUUGUUAUYGGAGGAAAUGAUGGUGUGUCAUUUCUGAAUUCUGUGGAAUGCUAUGACCCUUUAAGUAACAAAUGGAUGCAAGUGCCUCCCCUGAGUCGUGCUCGGGCAGGAAUUGGUGCUGCAGCUCUUGAUGGAACACUCUUUGCUGUUGGGGGUUUUGAUGGAAUGCAAAGACUUGACAUUGUUGAGAUGUAUGAGUCACGUAUGAACAGUUGGACUGAAGUGUCAUCUCUUCAAUCAUGUCGUGAUGGUGUUUGUGUCACAACCUAUGGAUGCUGGAUUUAUGCUGUAGGGGGUAUUGAUGGGCCUUCUUAUUUAAAUACUGUGGAAGCAUACGAUCCCAAGACUGAUAAAUGGGAAGAAAUGCCACCAAUGUCAAAGUGYAGGGCUGCAGCUGGCGUGGCAGUCCUACUUCCUCAUUCUUAAUAGGAUAUAGUUAUUUUUAAAAGGCUUUAAGAGCUUUGAGAAUGCAGGUUGUUUUAGAGAAACAUUUUUACCAAUGUUUUAUUAAUGCACACCAUAGAAUGUGGGGCAGACAGGGGGAUAGCUGGGMUUCAAAUCACUUUUGGACAAAAAUUUUAUUUGUCCCCACAAGGUGGGAUAUUUUAAUUGAAAAUUUGAUGUUCUCAUAUCUAGAUACYCCUUGCACCCAAUCAGAGGCUCUGGGAUAACCUGUAAUUUCAAGCCAUAUUUUCUGGUUUUAAAAAUCCCACUAGAAUAAAAAUAAUUGGGUAUUUUCUUGUAGAUAGUGUUAUUGAUUUCCUGUUAAUCAUUCUUUACCUACAUCAACCUUUGGCGCAAAAAAAUAUUGAGACAGGUCUCAAAUAAAUUUUUUCCUGACAUCUGUCAUUCAUUUGAUCCSCCAGACUUCCAAACCCAAUAGAAUUCCAGAGAUGAACAAGGGGAACAUAUUUUUUUGGGAAGCUAGCUGUCACAUUUAAUAGUUCUUCUUCUAAUUUUCACAGUAGAGUAUGAGAAUUUUCAACAGAGUAUCUGGCUCACAGUUUUCAGAUUUUGACUCCGUUUGACUAGAGCUGAGUUCAAAGUCCCUACUCUACCUCUGGUUCCAAGASAGUGGGUGGYGAGAGGKGGGWGGGGGCUCAAUUGRAUAGUGCUCAAAUGAGGAUCAUUGAUGUUCUGUACAAAUACUAAGUUAACAAAGAAAAACAUUAUAUGGAGAAAUCAAGCAGAUUAUCCUAUUUACCAUGUAAAUUAUCUUUCUUAUGAGGUACCACACAAACUAGUGGCAUUUUGUUGUGUUCCAAUUGUUGUAUUUAAUAUCAUUGCAUUUCAUCUCACAUCCUCUUCAUGAUUUCUUGAGGUGGCUGUAUUUCAGUCAUUGAGUCUAGCAAGAGGUCAUGCAUUUUUCUUUUUAUAAUUAACGUUUAAAAUAUGCUUGUGUAUUUAAUCUGGGCAACAAUUCUAUAUAGCAAGCAUAAUACAAUAAUUAAGUACUCGAAAACCUUGUCUAAACCUCACAU